Molecule: messenger RNA, 9272 nt
Organism: Mercenaria mercenaria
Lineage: Eukaryota; Metazoa; Mollusca; Bivalvia; Venerida; Veneridae
Product: protein capicua homolog
Exons: 25
Coding region: 149-7612 (2487 amino acids)
Biological process (GO): regulation of transcription by RNA polymerase II
Cellular component (GO): nucleus
Molecular function (GO): DNA-binding transcription factor activity, RNA polymerase II-specific; RNA polymerase II transcription regulatory region sequence-specific DNA binding
Source: RefSeq, a predicted model, not a curated record
UUUACUUCGUAGAUUACGCAGGCCUCGACAGCCGUUGGUGUACAACUGAAUGCGUAUAACAAAUAAGAAAGAAAUCGAAGGGAAAAAUGAGGAAAUUUGGAACUUUCUAAUGAGAAGUACAAAUUCGUUCCAGUGCUAAUAGGCCAACAUGAGUACAAGGUCUCGGAGGGCACAGACAGGAAGUACCCUGGCCGCACCUACCACAAGGCCAACAGUGAAGACAAGGCGACGUGGGGCCUCAUCGUCUGUAGAGGAUGUUGAGAAGGAGAGUGUUGCCGGGAGACAGGAAGUUCCAGAGAGAGCAGCAGACACCUCUGGACCGUCUGCAGCAAAACGGCAGAAAACUGAGGACAUAGAAACUACAAAACAGCCCACAAUUAAACAUGGUAAACUCACUAGACAAGAUGGUACAGAUACUCCUGAGAAAGACAGUGAUGAUCCUACACCAAAGUCUACUCCAUCCAGCAGUCGGCCAGCAUCCAGUCUGAGCUUAAGUGCGACACAGUCAAGUUCGGCGACCCCGACACCUACACCCCCUUUGCCAACAAGCAUACACAGAGCAAUGUCAUUAGACAGUGCUGAGCAAGUGGCCGACACCGUGCUAAUGAAAUCGCCAAAUGACGAUGAUAUAAUGAGAAAUAUCGCGAAACCACCUAAAAAACGGAAAGCACCUGACGAAAUUGAUACAGAUACAUCAAGUUUGUUUCCGCCAAACAAACAGCCACUUAUUGACCUUCAGCAGUGGAUAAAUCAGCGUGUGCUUGCGAGAAGAGAACUGAUAUUUCAGUCAGGAAUUAUAAAGAAUAUAUUUCAUAACCAACGUAUUGGUGUUCAGUUCGAAGGGGAUAAAGACUUAACAUAUUUUUCUGUAUUUGACACAAAAACUUGUAACAUUGUUGGAGAUAACCCUCCGCCUGCAGUAAUGAUCUCAGUUGGUUGUCGCGUUUGUGUUCGUACAAAUCAAGAACAACAAGUUUUCUACGAGGGUCAAGUCGUAGAGAAGAAAGUUCAGCAGCCAGUACUAUAUAGAGUGCGCUUGAUUCAUGGUGCACAUAUAGCCAUGUUUGGGCAAGAGGUAUGGAUGCCUCGUGCAAAUAUAAGACUUCUGCAGCCGCCAUGGCAUGAUGAUCUUGAGGAGGGCUUUCCAGAACAACCGACUCCCCCACCAAUCACCCCGACGGCUACCCAACCUACAUAUCAGUAUCAGAUAAUUCCACAGCCAAUGGCCCACCCUCACCAGCCAACACACCUUACCCAACCCCAUACUCCCAUGAUGCCUCAUCAACCACCGUUACCUGGGCAACCAUCCCAUCAUGCCCACUUCAUGGACCACUCACAAAGAUAUGUUGAACAUUCCCCGUCUAUUGCCCAAAGUGCCAGUUUUGAAAGAGAAUCUUCUGACGAUGAGAUGAGAAGUGAGGAAGUGUAUUUUGAUUCAUCAGGUCUAAGUACUCCAAGGUCGGGCAGUGCAACACCGGGGUCAAGGUGCAGUCACAGUCUGAGUGAUGGGAAGAAUAGGCAUCCACUCAAAAAACGUGACAUGUCAAGAAGUAGAAGUGCUCAGUCGUGCGAGAGCAGUCGGUCUAGUACACCCCGCUCUCCUACGACCAACCAGAAAUACAAAAAAGGUGAUGUUGUUUCAACUCCAAACGGAAUACGGAAAAAAUUCAAUGGUAAACAAUGGAGAAGAUUGUGUUCAAAAGAUGGUUGUACAAAAGAAUCUCAGCGUAGAGGAUACUGCUCCAGACAUCUGUCUUCAUCUGGAAAAGUUCUUAGAUCUGCACCAGCAAUUCCAGGAAUGAGAAAAGGUGAUAUGAAGGAUGGACAUAUUGAAUGGGCAGACGCACACAGUUCCCGCGAUACUGACUAUGACCCAAGUAGUCAUGGAAUGGACGAAACUGAAGCAGCAAACAUGUUGGUGUCUUUAGGAAACUCAAGGUCAACAACACCAGCAUUUUCCCCAACGCCUUCAUCAGUGAGCAGUCUGUCGCCACGGAAACGGCAUCCUUCAUCACCUCAGAGUGGAGCAGGACUUAGAGGGAUGUCGGCAGCAUUCACCCCAAUUUCACCUCACCCACAGAAUCCUAAUCACAGUUACAUGCCUUCGCCUACACGCAGCUGGAGUUCGGGAAACUCAAACAAAUCAGGGAGCUCCUCAUCUGAGCAUAUUUCACCUAUCACACCAAGAUUUCCACAAGGGGGUACAAACUCAGCUUUCCAGCAUCCAUCUAUGAUAGAUCGGGCUCGUGCUCCGAGUCUUGGGCUUAUCAGCAAAGAGCACAUGAAAAGUAAUGACUCCGGAAUUGAUAUCAAUACCCCGAAAGCUCUCAAGACAGUGCCAUCGUCACCUUCCCCACAAAGUCAUUUUCAGAAUACACAGAAUCUGUAUGCAUCUACGCUGCAGCAACACCUGGCUGCACAGUCACAUCAAAUAAGAGGGGGCAGUCUUUCAUCAAAUAUUGAUGGUCCGCAGCCAGUGGACGUCAAGCCCCGUGCCAGUACACAAAGUCUGUCAGACUGGCAGUCAGGAAGAACUAUCACAAUUGAUGCACAGUUGAUACCAGUUGCUUUUAUGCCUCAAAAUGGAAUGAAGGAAGCAGCGCCAUCUAGUGUUGGACAAGAAAUGGGGUUUCCCUCUCACCAACAGAGAGCUGGCGAAGAAAUAAAACAGCUGACUGCAGCAACAACACUGUUACCUGUGAUGUCAGAGCAAAUUGAACAGAAACGAGAAGAGACCGUUCAAGAAGCUGAAACUCCAAAAGAGCCGAAGCAGCUUCGAGUUUAUCAGUGGCAUUCUCUGGUUCCCUAUUUUACAAACACAAAGCCACCAGCAAACAUGGAACCAGCCACUAUGGCAGUGGAAACAAAAGCAGCCAAGAAGGUUGUGACCCUACCCCCUAAACGCCCAGUUGCAAUACACCAGAGUAUCUCCGACAACAUUCCAAAAGAUGAUGAUGAUGACUUGCCGGAUGCAGAUUAUGAUGAUGAUGAUGUUUUUGAUACAAAAGAUGAACAGCCAGAAACAGCCAAGAAAAUAGUUUCGGCAAAACGUAGAUCUCAGUCACUAAGUGCUCUCAAAGACAAAGAUGAAAGAAGUCCUAGAAAGGGAAAAGACAAGGACCAUAUCCGCAGACCAAUGAAUGCCUUCAUGAUAUUCAGCAAGCGUCAUAGACCACUGGUGCACCAGAAACAUCCGAACCAGGAUAACCGGACAGUUUCAAAGAUUCUUGGGGAGUGGUGGUAUGCCCUUGGGGCCAAAGAGAAACAGAAGUACCAUGAAUUGGCUCACCAGGCACACUUUAAGGCUCAUCCAGAGUGGAAGUGGUGUUCUAGAGAUAGAAAAAGGUCAAGUACAAUAGCAGCUACUUUGAAGCAACGAUCCAAUAGCCAGAGACUUGGCUCCACAGAUUUAGCAGACGAUGAAGGUGUAGAUCCUGGUGUGGCAUUUGAUGAUGAUGCUUUUGAACCAGAACCUGAGCCAAAAUCGGGAUUAAGUCUGUUUGAGCUGCAGCGUGGACGUUCACAAAGUCUGUCGGCCUUCCCGCCACGUGAAGAUGAGAGCCAAGGUUUUCAGUCGUAUAAUAAACAGGAAGAAGCUCAGGAUAGGCGCAAUGCCGAGAGCAGGUUCUCCGGCAAUAGUGUCUCCCAAGGAAUGGUUGCCAUGACAACAAGCCAGCAGAGAAAAGAUGGUGACAAUGACAGUAGUGAUGAAGAAAAAAUGGUUAUUUGUGAAACAGAAAGAGCUCAAGAUAUUGCAGACAAAGAGAAGGGAUCAGAUGCAGACGGCAUUGACCUAAAUUGUCGGGAACAUGUUAGUGACAGUGAAACAGACAGUACGCCAGAAGAUGACAUUAUCGAGAACAAGGCAUUUCCACAGCAACGAUUUUCACCAGUAAUGAAACACAUCAAUUCAUCUGACAUAACAUAUCGUCCAAAACCAAUAAAACGUAUCCCAGAUUCGGGAAAACCUGGUCCAAACAGCCCAGUUGGUGUUUCACCGGGUCAUCAAAGUUUUGCCGAUAGGCAGAUACCAAGGCCUUCUAGCAACGGUUCAAACUUCCAGCCGACUGGGGCAGUUUUUAAAGCGAAGGGGAAACAGUCUCGCUACUUGUCAACUGGAAGUGUGCAAGAUCUGAGAUCAAGUUUAUUUGAUCACAUGCCAAGUAAUCUCCGUGGGGAAAGUGUAUCCUCAACAAGAGGAAUACAUCAGCAGCAGAUGAAAAUCCACAAUAUCACCAUGGCAACAGGAAGUGAACAAAAAAUUAUAAUGAGUUCAAAUAUGGAAACUACUCUGGGUAAUCAAAAUGGCCGAGGUGGUCCAAUUAUUGGGAAAUUUUCUCAACGUGGCCCAAUCAAACAGCAACAGCCUCAAAGACAGAUGACGCCAGUAUCGACUACUCCGUCAAUACUGCAGCAGACGUUACAGACUGGUGCGCAGAACAGUCGGCCAGUCACUACAACAUCUAUACAUAUUGUUCCUUCACCACAACAGGCAAUGCUGAAUCAGCAAUAUGCCAUCAAGAAUACUGUAAUACCGACAUUUACAACAAUGGGGAAACCAAUUUCAGCUUCUGUCCCCUCAGUUUCAUUACAGCAAAAUCCAGUUAACGGGACUUUUAACGCUUCGAUAGCAGCCGCUAAUGUACAGCCCCAGACAAUUCUGCCAAAUGCCUCUUCAGCUGGUCUGAAGAAUAUGGGCGGAACUAUAGUUCUUCAAGGAAUACCUGCCACUCAGUAUGGCAUGAUUAUUGGAUCACAAGCUAUGGCAUCGCCAACGGUUACCAAACCACCAACACUGUCAGUAGCAGGUUCUACACAGUACAUCGGUAACUCACUACAGAACUAUGUGCCUUCUCUGUCAGCAGCACAAAACCAAGGUCAGGCCACACCUACACAGACAAUGGCACCACCCACUGUCCUAACUAACUUUAUCAUCAAACCAGGUCAAGGGGGUCAAACAAUCCAGCCAGCUCUGAAUUCACCAUCACCGGGACAACCAGUUACACCAAAUUUUAACCAGCAUGUCCAGCCUACACAUGUACAGUAUAUUCUACCCUCUAUUCGGAUGCAGGCACCUCAGCCUGGUGGUAAAGUCCAGAAUCAUGUCAUCCAGAUGGCAUUGCCUGGUACCCACCUACCACAGGGCAGUAUUCAGCUGACGUUUGCUGGGAACCAGAACAAUGCACAGGCUCAGUCCAUGCAGCAAGUGCAACAGGUUAAAGUGUCACCACAGCAGGUCCAGGCCGGAAAAAUCCAGAUUACGCCUGGAUUCAAGGUCGUUCCUAGUCCAGUGAAACAACAUCCGUCGCCGGCAGCCUCACCCCAGUUGAACACUGCACCUCAGACAAUACAGGUGAUCAGUCAGAAUGUUGGAAACAAACAGCAGACUGUGACACAGUACGUAGCUGUUACUCAGUCUCCAGGGGUCCUGGCUUCACCUCAACAGGUACAGAUCCAGUCUGCACAAGUCAAUCAACCUGUCGUAUCUAGGCAACAACAGAAUCAUCAACAGUUACAGAAUUCGUUACAGCAACAACUACAGACAAUUCAGCCACUUCAGGCACUAAAUACACAGCAACCCCUGAUACAACAAGCAUUGCAGCAGCCGGUCCAGCAGCCAACCUUGCAGCAAGCUUUGCAGGCUCCGGUUCAGUACCAGCAGACCCAGGUACAAGUCAACCAGCAACAGCAGCAGCAACAACAACAACAACAACAGCGGGUGAUACUCCCAUCAACACAGAAGUUAGCAUUUGUGCAACCUGCCAACAGUAUAGCUGCAUCAUCAGUGGCAUCCCCAGGGGUGAAGGUUGUAUCGUCAGCAGCGUCACCAGCAUAUAUACAGUAUGUGGGAUCGGUACAAGGACAACAAGGGACUGUACAGCAGGUUCUGAUUCAGCCCCAGAAUGUUCAGAGACCGCCCUCAGCUGGUAAUGUUUCAAUGGCAUCGUCACAACCCUGUACACAACCAACAAUAGCGCCUAAACCUACCCCAGUGCUAAGUAAAACGGGAACUCCACCGGAAAGCCAGAGUCCAAUGUUUUACCAAGGUGUUAUGAACCUAAAGAAUCAAAGUUACGUAACAAUGGCAUCAGAAAUGAAGGGGGAGAUUGGUUACAUAACGAGUUCAAAUCUUCAGCCCAAACCGCAGAAGGUGAAGGCUACUAUUGCAAACAUACCAGUAGGCACAGAGAGCCUCCAGAAAUUCAACACACUUCCUGCUCAAAAACAGUAUGGUAGUGCUUCAACACCCAAAGGUUUCCCUAUGUCACCAAACUUGUCGUCUGCUCUUGCAUCCCCAUCGGGGAUCUUGUCUCCUUCGAGGUCCUCCCCAUCCCAGUCUGUGAGAGAUCAAGUGUUGGAUCACAGACCUCAAAGGCCGUCCCCUCUGGUGCUGUCUCCUUCACCAGUGAAUAAGCCAGCGGAGAGUUCAGAAGGUCAAAAAGGUCAAGAGGUACAAAAUCAAGAGGUCCCAGAAGUGGAUGCUAAUGGAAAACCUCAGAGGCCGGGGAAAGGGAAGAGAUAUAAAGAUUUCAUAGCAGAAAAUGGCAUAAAACCAUUUAAAAAGGAUAGAAAGGUCUACAGUAGCAAAUCUGGUAACCAGGAAGCUUCCAUGUCUGAUGACAGGAACCAGCAGGUGUCACAUGACCAGCCUUCAACCUCUGCAGUGACCCAGAUCACAGUGACUGGUCCUGAAGAAUCCGAGUCACAGAGCAGCUCAAUACAAAUGCUGUCACCACCGCCAUCUGCUGGCGAGAAAGUCAAACGUAAGCCACCACCUUUACCAAGCCCAUCAACACUGAAUGUCCCGUCGCCCAUGCCUUCUCCUGGGCUCAGUAGCCCAAGAAAAACAAUCUUCAAAAAGAAUAUCGAUGAUGGAAUGGACAAGGUAUUGGAGCGUGUGAACUUUGGCCAGCGGUUUGAGCAGCUGCCACAGUUUAACCCCGAAACAUCUGAAGUUGGUACCCCGCUACCACAGAGUCCAAGGGGAAUUAUUGUCAGCUACAAAAAGCGCCGAAAAAUGUCUUCUUUAGCCAAGCCAGACAAUAAUGACAGUUCAGAUCAUACAUCAGACACCCCGCAGACGCCCCACACCCCGUCACUACCCCAUACACCACUGGCUUCACUCCCUCAUACACCCAAGACUCCAAGAAGUGCUCGAUUUGAUGAUGGUCAGUUCUUCGGCAAAGACUUUAGCUUGGAUACUCUGGCAGAUGCUGCCAUAUCAAGACCAAGUUUAGAUCCAUUUGCUGAAGGAGACAUACAUUCUCCCAUGACACCAAAAACACCGAGCUCCCCUGGGCAAUUUUCAUCUUUACGUAGAAUCUUGGACCAAAGACGGAACCUUGUCAUGCAGCUGUUUGAAGAAAAUGGCCUUUUCCCUUCAGCUCAAGCAACAGCAACGUUCCAAGCCAGGUACCAGGACAUUUUUCCAACAAAGACAUGUCUGCAACUGAAAAUACGGGAAGUCAGGCAGAAGAUGAUGGCCCAGUCUGCUGCACAUGAAGCAGCUACACUAGGUGGCACUGGAGAAGCGGGAGAUAACUCUUCACACUCUACUGGUGAUUCAGAGUCCCAGUCUGGUAACCAGGAGGAAUCAGCAGACCAGUCUUGAAAUCUCAAAUACAGAAUUUUAAGCCAGUCUAGUGCUACAUGGAAAUAUACUAGCCAUAUAUUUGGAAGUAAAACUUGCUUAAAUAACAAGAAUAAAGCAGAACAGUGGACCAGUCAUGAAAUUUAAAGUAUGAAUUUUUGUGAACCAGUGAACUAUUACAGUGGAGAAUACUAACUUUAAAUUUUUUACCUGCUAAAUGUACAGAAAAUAAAGAGGAAUCAGUGGACUAGUCAUAAAAUCCAAAACAUGAAAUUGUGAACCAGUCUGGUGCUAUAGUUACAUGGUACUAGAUAUGAAUGUAGAAAGUCAUGUCUGCAAACUAUACAUUGUAGAAGUUGAAAGGAUAAAUAAGAAAUAGAUAACAAGUCUUGAAACCCAGGUCUUAUGGCAUACUAUUAAGCAUCGGUUUUUCAGUUUGGUCUAUUUGCUUUUUUUUUUUAGAGUGCUAAGUAUAAGCUUAAGAAGAUGGGAAACAAAGAAUGACGUAAAUUUAGUUAGAAUUUCACAAAAUGUAUGUGUACGUUGGAUAUGAUAAAUUGCCAUUUAAGAACAUUUUUCAUUGGUGCCUCAGAAUUGAAUGUUUAAUGUAUUUUUGUUGAAUGUAUUUGUUAUAUAAGGUCUGUGUUUACAAAGAAAGACAACAAAUUCUUGAGUUUUACUAUUUGUUUCAUAAUUGUUUUUUCUGUGGCAAAGUUUCGGUCUGUAUUAUUGAUACUGUAUGAGCUAUAAUAUUAUGCUAUCACAUUUUUGAUAAUGCUUCAGUAUUGAAAAGCUGUCUCUUUGACAUUACAUAUAUAACUGUGCUUUUUGUUCAAAGGCUUGGGUGCUUGUGAACUGAUUUAAUAAGACAAAUUUACAGACUGCCUACAAACACAUUAAUAACCAGCUUUAAUGUUUAACUGCUUUUUGUGACAGACAACUUGUAUUAAAAGCUCCUGAUUCAGGCAUAAAAACGAGGUCUGCACUUUUACAGGGCUGGUCCUGAAGUGAGGCUUAUGAAUCGGUGAUCUUUUUAGUAAAAGGACGGGUCCAGUAUUCUGUAUACAGUUGUGGUAAUAGUGAUUGAAAUGGCAACUAAAUUUACUGUUGUUAUCCUUCUGAUUUGUAGGUUUUCAGUUUGCAUAAGUUAGUAUUGGUUAUACAGUUGAACUUUGUUCACUCCAAAUCGCCGGAACAGGUCAAAUUUGUUUGAGUUAUUGGCAACAAGUAAACAAAGUUCAACAGUAUAUAAAUGUGUGUCUAAUCAAUUUAUAGUUUCACUAGCUGUUUUUGACAAAGGAAGUACGCUAUGCUUUAGUCUGAAUAAAAUGAAUCGGAUUUUUGAUGAAGGAUGGAAUUCCGUAACUAUGUGCUAUAAAAGUUGCAGGUAUCCUCUCUCUCUUCAAUUUUUUAGCUCACCUGUCACAAAGUGACAAGGUGAGCUUUUGUGAUCGUGCGGUGUCCGUCGUGCGUCCGUCCGUCCGUCCGUAAACUUUUGCUUGUGACCACUCUAGAGGUCACAUUUUUCAUGGGAUCUUUAUGAAAGUUGGUCAGAAUGUUCAUCUUGAUGAUAUCUAGGUCAAGUUCGAAACUGGGUCACGUGCCAUCAAAAACUAGGUCAGUAGGUCUAAAAAUAGAAAAUCCUUGUGACCUCUCUAGAGGCCAUAUAUUUCACAAGAUC